Messenger RNA from Monosiga brevicollis MX1, 14949 nucleotides. RefSeq lists its product as uncharacterized. NCBI's taxonomy places the organism in Eukaryota, Choanoflagellata, Craspedida, Salpingoecidae. Bases 1 to 14949 code for a protein of 4982 amino acids. Gene Ontology annotation, molecular function: hormone activity. The transcript is spliced from 7 exons. The record is from RefSeq and is a predicted model, not a curated record.
AUGGCAACCCGAAUUUUUCUGACCCCGGCCUCCUCUUCCAUUGGGGCUGGUUCCACUCUGACCAUUAACGUAGCAGCCUUGCACGACAAUGGCACUGCCGAUAGCACUGCCACAUCUACCGUCUCCCUCGUCGCGGCUUCAGGACCCAGCGUCAUCUUUACACCGUCCAGCAGACAAGUCACUCUUGUAUCGGGUGAAGCCAGUUUUACGGUUCGAGGCUUUACUGCUGGCACAGUCACCAUCAGUGGCACUGCUGCGAGUCUUGAAGUGGUCAAUGCCGUCUACACCAUUGUUCCUGGACCGGCUGCAGCCCUUGGCUUUGGCACCGAACCCACGGUGGUGGCUGGCGUAGCGACAAAUCUUAAUAUUGAGGUGCAAGAUCAAUACGGCAACCGCGCCACGUCAGCCGCAUCCACCAGCGCUACCGUCACCGUCACAGGUGACCAAUCAGGGACAGGUGUUAUCCGCCCAAGUCCCAAUCCUCGAACCGUUACCAUCACCAAUGGUCUUGGUCAGGUACAGCUUCAGACAUUCUUGGCUGAAGAGCUGACUGUGCAUCUCCAAGACUCAGCCAGCACAGGCUACACGGUGGCCUCGGAUAUUUUCCUCACUGUUCAGCCAGGUCCCGCCUCGCGCAUGUCAUCCACCUUGGAUGUGAGCUCGCAAACUGUGGGCCAGAAUGUGGUCGUAAGCGUCCAGCUUUUUGAUCAAUAUGACAAUUUGGCCGCCAACCAGGACGAAUCAAUCCUCUUUGCCCUCAGCCCAGCCGGGACGUCUGGCUCCAUCACCAUCACCGGCGGUGAGGGCUCACAGGCCAUUUCCGAGACGAUUGCUCAAGAGUAUGCGCUCACGUUUACUGACACCAACGGGAUUGACACCUCCUCGGCUGCCCAGUCCAUCACGUUCACUGCCGGACCGGUGGCAGCUUUUGAGUUGAGUGUACCAUCCACCUUGAGUGUUGACCAGAACAUUUCCGUUCAAGUCGUGGGCCGUGACGCCUUUGACAACAUUGCUGAUUCAACUUCGGGUCCAAUCACCCUUUUCACCGAGUUUGCAAGCCAACGCACGAACAUUGCUGCUUCCAUCACACUCGGGUUGCUCUCGACUCACCUCAGUCAUCUCAAGACUGUGGGUGCAGCCAUCGUGGGUGUGGCGGCUGAUGCCUCAUUUGGCACUCCUGAGGUCUCUGCUGCCGUUGAGUUGACACCAGGGGCAACUAAAUACUUUGUUUUGAGUAAUGCUACAAGCGGUGUCAAUGGAUUCCCCGCCGCACAGGGCUCGGCUGACACGAACGCAACGGCGCUGGUGCGCGCGUAUGAUGCCUUUGACAACUUGGCAACCAACCACACUGCAACGGCGGUCAUGGCAGUCUCCGGUCGUGCUUUCUUUUCUAAUAACCAAAGCACACAGGCAAUCACCUUUGUCCAAGGCACGGCGUCCCUUGUUCUCUACGACCGCCUCGCCGAAACUGUCAUCCUUAGCAUGCAAAGCUCAAGUGCAAGCGGCGCCACCCUGGCUUCCGCUGUCACCAUAACCUUUGUUCCAGGCGCUGCAGCACAGCUGCUGCUUGGCACGGAGGAUGAGCUCUUUUAUGUAGGCAUUUACGCAUCCAUCACUGUCACUCUGACCGAUGCUUACGGGAAUCGUGUCACGCUGGCUGAUCCCUUGUCCGUGGAAGUGGCAACUAACGGCACUGCUCUUGGAGGCAUGACUGCCUCCGUUGUGUCUGGUCUGGGCGCCGUCUACCUCACUUCCCGCCGGGAAGGCCCCAUCAGCGUGUCCAUGUCCUCUGUCAACCCUGUUGGUCCAAGCAUUGACGACACACUCGUUUUAAACUUUGCGAAUCUUUCAAGUGCUGCUGGUGAAACAACCCGUUCGGGUGUGCGCGUACGAGUGCAACUUUCCUCUGCUGACAUGCAUCACCUGCAACUGCUCGCCAACUUGGCCACCAACGCAUCCACGAGUCAACUGGCCUACGCAGCUGGCGCCAUCGCUGACCUGUUUGGAAAUGACCUUGCCGAGCGACUGUUAGCCAACAGUCUUGUUCCCUCGUCUUUUAUUCCUGACCGUCAGCCUCCACAGGUGGCCCAAGCCGCCGUCAAUGUAACAUAUCCUAGUGACGUUCAGGAAUAUCGUCUUCAUUUGACCAUGAGUGAACCGAUUGUGGCUGCAAGUAUCGAUCCAACCAAGAUUCAGCUUUGGAGCGGUGCAAAUCCCGAUACCAGCGAGCUCAACUAUACGCUCACCGGCGGGGCUGUGGAAGCGAGUGCCGAGCUUGUCUUGAGCUUUGCCAUCAAGCUUACAGAGGCAGAUGUGACUGCGAUCUUUGAACGUUACUAUUUGACUGGGCCAAACCAGCCAGCCUUUGGCCUUGCCCGCAACGUCGCAUCCGCGUUUAUUACUGUUGCAGCCGACUUUUGUCUCGACACGGCGCAGAAUACCAAUCUGCCUCAGGUCGAGACUGAUGCAUUUGGAAUCAACAGUUUUGAUGGUGACUUUCAGACACCGUUUGCCACUGAUGCAACCAUCAACCUCACCGCCAACAACAUUGUUCUCACGUUUUCUGAACCUUUGAACCUGUCCAUCGUCAAUGUGUCUGCUGUGAUCAUUCAAAAUGACCCAAGCAACCCAACUCAGAGUGUGCGCCUUGGAGCUCAAGGUAACGCAGGUGCCCAGUUGAACGGCACACGGCUGACCAUCACUCUAACAGCUCAGGAGCAGAAUCAGCUGCGCAGCCUGGAAGCGCUUGCGGUCUCCCUCAACACCAGCUACAUCGCUUUGGAUCGUGGAUGCGUAUACGACGUGCAUGGGCUGCCUUCGGAUGCCAUUCUCAUCUCGAACGCUCUCAAUGUCUCGCGACUGGACCGAGAUGAAGUGAAUCCUGAGCUUCAAUCCUUUGUUCUCGAUCUGGACACCAACCAACUGCAACUAUCGUUUUCAGAGGUCAUUUACGCUGCCAGUCUCAACCCAAGUGCAUUGUACCUCAGCAAUGCUAAUGGCAGCGAGGCCCUGGCUAUCACCAGCCCCGCCGGCACGCAGGCGAAUAGUGACACCAUGACCGUCAAUUUGGCACCAACAGAUAUUAAUACUCUCAAGAACAACCUCAACUUGGGAACCGACGUUGCCAACACUUAUCUUUUCUCCCUGGUGUCCUAUGAUUAUCCCCAUGGCGUGCCUUCAGCUGCUACUGACAUUGCAGUGACUCCCGUGACUCAGGAUAGCACAGCUCCCAUUUUGGCUCAGUUUGUAGAGCUGUCUUACAACGACGCAACUCUGACGCUAGCCUUUUCUGGAGCCGUGGAUCCUCAGGCUCUGGACCUAUCAAAGAUCACAGUGCAAUCUGCACAGGAGACCGGCUCUUACAGCGAUGGAUUCACGUCACUCCAACUUUCGGGGGGAAAUUGGUCAUACAAUGCCUCGGCACCCGAAAAGAUCACUGUUCAUCUUUUGGCGGCUGAUAUCAAUGCACUCAAAACGGAUGCCCUGCUCUGUCAGUAUCGUUACAACUGCUUCAUUACGGUUGCAUCUGCGGUCACAAGUGACUACUCGGGUAAUGACGUUUCUGCCACUAGCUCAGCACAAAUGGUCGCCUCCCUGCGUCGGGACACCAAUGCGCCCGUUCUUGAAACCGUCAAAAUCAACAUGAAUCUUGGUGUGCUUCAGCUGAGCUUUGAUGAGCCCGUGGCGUUGGAUUCGCUGAACAUGAGCUGCAUCGAGUUCACCACUCCUUCUGGUGCGGACUUCUAUCGCCUCACCACCUUGCAUGGGUUGCGAGACACGCAGACCCUGGCCAACGUACCUCUCAGCGCGACAGAUCUUCAUAGCCUGCAGGCGCGUCAGCUGGCUGCCCCCACCGCACCCACCCGGAUGCGAACGAGCUGCGCUCUGGUACAAGACGUGAGCUUUCCGACAGCCAACGAGGCUGGUCUGAUCACAAACGCCUCCAGUCUGUCAGUGGAGCUUUUGGUGCCUGACACGCGUGCGCCACAGCUUGUUAGCUUUGAGCUGGACCUGGACGAAGAUCCUGGUCUCAUCACGUUUACGUUCAAUGAGCCCGUGAAUGCCUCCUCGCUGGACGCCACCACCAUGUUGCUUCAGCCCUCGGCUGAUAACACAAGCUCCAGUCACGCCGUGGCCGCGUGCACGCUUGAACCCGAGUACGAGCGGGACGCAGCUGUUGACUUUGUUUUUGGCCAGACCGUGUUUGCGUGUCGACUGUCGGCAGCGGACCAAACGGCCAUCAAGUCCAACCCGCAUCUGGCCACGAGUUUGUCCACGACUUAUCUGAGCCACGCUGGUGGUCUGGUCCUGGAUAUGAGUGGGAAUGCGGCGGGUGCACUGUCCAACGCGACGGCGCAGCGAGCGCGCUUGUAUGUGGGAGACAGCACACCGGCGCGUUUGACGUCGUUUACGCUUGAUCUGAGUCUGCGCGAGCUGCGCCUGACCUUUAACGACGUUGUGGACCCCUCCUCUUUUGUCGCAGCCCAGAUCACCUUGGCUGCGUCGGCCACCGUGGUGGCUAGCAACUCUUAUAUUUUGACUUCGUCGGAGGCGCCAGGCUCGACUGGAUAUCGUGUGGUGAUUCCACUCAACGCCAAUGACUUUUUUGAGCUCGUUUCCCAUCCGUCCUUGGCCUUGAGCAGUGCCACAACCUAUCUGCAGAUGACUGCGUUUGCCUUUGACGAUGUCACGGGUGUCGACGUGGCGGCCAUCACCACCCCCCUCGCAGCGACUGGCUUUGUGGCUGACGUCAUCGCCCCCACAUUGACCAACGCAACGGUGGACUUUGUCAACGCGCAGCUUCGUCUGCUGUUUUCCGAGCCGUUGACGAGCGUCUCGAUUGACGCCUCGGCUGUUGCCUUGUUGUCUGCGUCUGGAAGCGUUGUGGCGCAGGCAAGCAACACAAGCACCGGUCCGUUGGGUGAGGCUACUUUGCAGUUGCUUCCCACGAUCAUCCAGUCCCUCAAGGCAAAAAGAAUUUGCACGCCAGGUGCCACCUGCUUUUUGAAUAUCAGUUCCGCAUUUGGAUUGGACUAUUGGAACAACGCCAAUGAUGAGGAGCUUUUACAUGCCGUCGGUGAUGUCAUCCCAGAAACCGCAGCACCGAUUCUCCUUGGUGCGACGCUGCUGGCCAGCAAUAAUUUGACGCUUACGUUCGACGAACCAGUGGAUGUGGCGGCAGCAGCAGCUGUUGACCCCACCACCAUCGAAUUUGUCGUCAUAACCGGCCACAGCGUGGCUGCCAACUUCUCUGCCCGAGUCGUGGCGGUCGGACCAUCAGCAUCUGAAAUCAUCGUCGUAUUGGAGACGGAAGCUUGCAAUGUUUUGCGUGCCGCCAGCAUCAGUGAGCUAGCCUCGCUAUCCAUGCUCUUCAGCGCUGGAGCCGUAACAGACCGCUUCGGUGUGAAUAGUGACUCUGGCAACGCAGAUGUGGUUGUAGAGGCCCGUUCUCCCACGCCCGCGCCUGUCAAUAGCACAUACAAUGCUGGAACCGGCAGCCUUCGCCUAGUAUUUGACGCUCCUAUUGACCACACCACCUGGAAUGCAUCUGCCGUCCAACUGUGCAACGGCACAAGCUGCCUGAACUUGCCCUCAGAUACUCCAGUUGAGCGCAUUUAUUCGACUGCAAGCUGGCCGGCGAUUCACGCACCACCCUGCUGGUCAGCCGGAGCCCCAACGCUUUGUGCUAACCUCAGCUAUUCAACAACCAUUGCUGUUACCCUAACUAAUCAAUUUCGCGCUCAAGGCCUUCUCUCAAACAUUGGGCUGUCCUCGUCGACUACAAUUGUUACAGCAGCUGCUGGUUGGCUGCACGAUGCCAGCCAAGUACCACUGGCCGCCUACACGGCUCCGGUUGACACCUUGUUGCCCGAUGCCAAUGGGCCGGCUCCACUCAACAUUUCGCUCAAUCUAACAUCCAACGUUUUGUCACUACGUUUCGACCGACCGGUGGAUAGCUCAAGCAUCGAUUAUACGCUCAUCCAACUUCACAACGCCUCGUUGGCGUUCGAUCUGGCUGGUCAUGCGGUCACGCUUGCCAGCUACGACGACAACCGUGGAAUUUAUGUGCAGCUUGAUAACGCUGUGAUUGCAGAUCUCAAAACCCUUGGUAUCCUCACGGGGGCAUUACCCGGCACCGCAUCAACCUUGGUUCUCGAACUACAGGUCGGUGCCAUCGCCAGUGCCUACAAUGUCGACAGCGAGAAUACAACAGCAGUCGUUGAUAUUUCCGCCGCUGAUGCGACUCCACCGGAGCUAGUGUCCUAUGUGCUCGACCUAAACGCAAAAACUCUUCAGUUGGAGUUUACCGAGCCUAUUUUACAAGACAAUGUCAAUACUAGUCUUUUGGUGUUGAACGAUGUGGCUCUGAGCACGUCCAAAGUUGACAUUUUGAACGCAACCUACCCUAAUCAGCAGCAGGUCGUACUAACCUUGAGCGCCCAUGACUUUGCAGCGCUGAAAACUCGCAUGCCAGUUUGGUCUGCGGCUGCAACCAGCUUGGACAUUGCAACCGGUGCUGCCCAAGACACAGCCAACAUUGACGCCACAGCUGUCACUAAUCGGCUGGCCACGACGGUGGUGCAAGACACGACGGCGCCAACACUUUUGGCCUUUGCUGUGGAUGCCAAUGAAUGGAAAUUCUAUUUGACCUUCAGUGAACCAGUCAACGCCAGCACAUUCAGUCCAAGUAGCUUGACUCUGAUGAAUCUCGACACACCAGCCCAAACCCUGCAGUUAGAUGCCGGCACAACCAGCUCGUACACGGCAGGUUUUCCUCUCCUGGACCACGUCACUUUGACGCUGAAUGCGUCAGAUCGCGUGCAGCUACAAUAUUUUUCGGGUCUGUAUGAAUCUCUAAACUCCUCCAUGCUGUCUUCCACGUCAGGCCUUAUUCAAGACUAUGGAUCGGGCAACACCAUGACUGCAAUCACGCCAAGCGCGCCUCUUGUGGCCGCAUCCUAUGUGCCAGAUACCCUGCCAGCCCAAGUCUUGGCCUGGCAGCUCAAUCUUGCGACGGGGGAGAUUGUCUUCACGCUGAGCGAGCCCCUGAAUUGGAGCACAGUUGAUGUGUCUCGCUUGGUCGUCGGCCCAGGCGUCAACGCAAGUGUUCGUCUCGACGCCUCUGGGGCGUUGGCCUUUGUGCAAUUUCCCGAUGUGUAUAGUUUAGUGCAAGAGCUAGUCACAGCCACAUACACCCUGGCGUCCAGCGAGCUUGAUGCCAUCAAACUGUCGACGCGUUGUUUGGUCAGCAGCACGUGCCUGCUCCAUUCCCUGACGGCCCUGGGCGCUGAUUGGGCGUCCAUCGAGGUUGCACCAAUCAACGACCUUGAGCCAAUUGUCCUUACUCCUGAUACCAUUGCGCCUAGCUUUGUCCGCUUUGCUGCAUUUGAUUUAAAUGCGGGCACACUGUCACUGCGGUUCAAUGAAGCCAUCAAUGUCAGCUCAGUCAACGCUACCGCCCUUGUUCUCACUGACAGCUUUGAGACUAGCUUUGACUUGCGUUUGAGCAAUGACUUGGACUUGGUGGUCUCACCCAACGGUCUUGAUGUCAACAUCUCGCUCAGCACCACCACUCUGAAUCGCUUGAAGGUGGACGUGGCUACAGGAGUUGCCAUUUGCCGCCGCCAGCAAACCUGCUACCUGCGCUUGGAUAAUGGGUUUGUGGCGGACAUGAGUGGCAAUGCCAUCCUCGCAGUGGACCCUGGAACGUUUGUGGCCUCUAUUCGCGCGGCUGCCUUUUCAGCCGAUACAACUGGACCACAACUCUUGAGCUUUGAAUUGGAUCUUGGCGAAGGCUUGCUGCACCUCUCGUUUGAUGAAAUCGUGGACACAGACACCCUCGAUCCGACAGCUCUGGUAUUGGUCGGAAAUAGCAGCACACUCACUCCUUCCUUCACUCUCACUGGUGGAGUUGCAAGCCAACAGACGCAGGCCAGCAACUGCACGUUGAUCAUGACUGAGGCUGAUUUGCUCAAUCUCAAAGCCAUUGUUGGCCUGGCUACUUAUCUUAACGAAACGUUUCUGCUGAGCUCCGCGUUUGUGGAGGACAGUUCAGGGAACUUGGGUGGGGCCUUGGCUUCACCGCUGCCCGCGUCUGCAUUGUACACGAAUAUCCAACCCGCUCAGCUGGAGUCGGUGGGCAGCUUUGAUUUGCGUGACAACAAGAUGCGCCUCACUUUCUCACAAGCUGUGGACGUGGAUACCGUGCAGUUUGGCCGGUUCUAUGUGCAAAGCACGUCGGAUGGCGGUGCGGGAACGGUUAGUGUUUCUUUGGAGGGAGAUAGCGCCGUUUAUACCGACAGCACAAAACGCAUCAUUGACAUCUUUUUCAGUCGUCAGGACUUGGUGCGCUUGAAGUUGGACGCCAGCGUAGGCACUACCAUUAACAACACUUACAUUGCAAUGGACACCACGGCCAUUCGCGACAAAUUUGGCACUGCGGCCGUGGCUGUUUCUCCUUUCUCGGCACUGCAGCCCCUCGCGUUUGUAUUUGACACUGCUGCUCCUGUGCUUGAGUCGGUUCAUCUCAAUAUGAGUUCUGGCAUUCUCAGUCUGGUCUUCGAUGAUGUCAUCAAUGCCUCCACUGUAACCGCCAGUCAGUUUCGCAUCCAAAGCACGGGCAGCAUUGGGGCCACUGCGUACCACGACCUUACGGCUGUGGAAACCUUGUCGGAUGACGGGUUUGAGUUGGAAUUGCGCAUCAGCCGCAGCGAUCUGAAUACGAUCAAGAGCCUUACAAACCUGGCCACCUCAAGCAGCAACACCUACAUUCGCCUCUUUGAGGCUGCCGUCUUGUCGGUGGUUCAGGGUGACUCGGUAGUGGCAGCCACCAGGCAAGCGUCUUUCCAAGCGGAUGUGGUCAUGCCUACAGUGGAAAGCGUGGCAGUUAAUACCUCCAGUCUUACUCUGACCCUAACUUUUAGUGAGACAAUCAAUGCCAGCCGUGCCAACACGUCCCGCAUCCACCUUGCGAGUGGCAGCGGAGAGUUCUUGGUUCUGCCGUUCUCGGGCGUGCAGCGCUCCAUGGCCGACCCCUCAAUUCUUUUUGUGACUCUAAGCCGCAGCGAGGCCAAUUCCUUGCAGCAGCAAUAUCCUCUCUGCUCCUCAGCAUCAACCUGCCUUGUAACGAUCGACGCAGAAGGCAUUUUUGACAUGAACGGCAAUCCAAGCAUUGCCUUUGGGCCUACCCCAGCCACCAUAUUUACGGAUGACCAUGUGCGCCCCGUGCUACAGGCCUUUGACCUGUCUUUUGUGUCAAACUCGAAUGCGCAGCUAACACUUUCAUUCUCCGAGGUUGUCAACACGACGCAACUGGAUCUCUCGCGCCUCGCCCUCACGGACAAUAUGAGCACCACAAUUCAGCUGACUGCAGCCGUGCUCGAGCCGUCCCUGACAGAUCGUGUUCAAGUGAACUUGACUGGCAACCUAUUGCACGCCAUCAAGGCGCCGGGUACCAUCGGCGUGGUAUUGGCACACACGUGGCUGCGUGCCAACGACAGUUUUGUCACCGAUACGCGUGGAAAUUUGAACUCCGGCUUAUCCAGCUUGCUGGCUGUGAGUGCCGUGGUGAGCGAUACUUUCCCCGUGCUUGUGACAGCAGCUGCAUUGGACAUGAGCGCCGGUACCUUGUUGCUGACCUUUGACGAGCCCAUCAACGUGAGCACCCUGUUCGCAUCACAGCUGACCAUUGGCACUAGCGCCGGACAAUUUCGUUUGACGGGCCAGACCGCCGCGAAUCUGAGCUCUCAUGCUACGAAGGUCACCCUUGCGCUGCUUGCUGGUGACCUGAACCAGGUGCGAGCUUUGUUUGCGGCACAGCCUACCAUGACUUUGAACGCAACCAAUACUGCUGUUCGGGAUGUCUUUGGUAACGGCGUGGAUGAAGCAACCACACAAACCCCUCUUGCUCUGACGCUGGCCGUGGCAGACACUACUUCACCAACCGUUCUAUCUUUUGACUUGAAUAUGACAUCGGAGAUCUUAACGCUGCAUCUUUCCGAGUACAUUCGCCCAGCAUCCGUCGACCCAAGUGUGCUGACCCUACAGGCAGCUGAUGCUUCUCGUAAUGUCACCCUUGACGUCGAGACUUUGGUCAUCGAAACGCAGGUGACCAGCGCAUCUCCUUUCAUUCGCAUCCAGCUGAGUGCCAAUGUCAUUGACAACGCCAAGCUGCAACUGCAGCCGUGGUUGGACGAUAGCUCAUGUGUUCUCCAUGUGGCAGCCGCUUUUGGGCUCGACGCAGCCAAUAAUUCGUUUGAGGCUGCUCAGGUUCUGUCCGGCCUCAUCAGCCCCGACACUCUGCCGCCACGCUUGCUCAGCUACGACCUGGUAGAUGUUGCCAACUCGGACACCGUUGCUGCUGAGCUGCAUUUGAACUUUUCGGAAGCAAUCAACGCUUCAGCCGUGGACGCAACCACCAUUCUCUUGCUUCGCUUUGCGAACGAUGAUGGCGUCGUGUUAUCCAACGCCCAGGCACCCGUAACUGCAACUGCUGCACGCCUUCUCACCGUUGGUAUCAGCUGGCCAGAAUUUGACCGCUUGCGGACAGCCGUUGGCUUGGGGUGGUCCAUCUCCAGCCUGUACCUGGCACAUUCACAGCUCGCCAACGACACGGCUGGUAACAGCAUUGUGGAAAUCGAGUCUAGUGCACCCCUCGCAGUAACAGCUCUGACGGCAGACCUGGUACCACCCUCCGUUGUGGCGUUUGACCUUAACCUGUCUUCCUCAGUGCUCACCUUGGAGCUAAGUGAACCUGUGAACACUUCAGCACUAAACACCAGCAUGCUGCGACUCCAAGCCUCAGGUUUGAGUGCCGAUGUGAGUGUGCUGUUGUCCGGCUCCGAGCCCGUGCCAGACUCGGGCGUUCUGGCUAGUGAGCUGGGGUUGCAACUGACCACUGAGGUGUACCACACCAUUUUGCGCACGACCAGCCUAGCGAUGAGCGCUGCCACAACCUUUUUCUCUCUGGAAGGACCCACAAUUUACAACGUUCUUGAACCGGGUGCAACCGUGGAUGCCAAGGGCAAUCAGCUCAUUCGCAUCAACGCCUCGGAUGCGCUCGCUGUGCGUACUUUCACUCCAGACGCCGUUGCUCCACGCAUCGCAGCAUUUGAUCUAAACGUUCAAAACGGCACAGCUACUCUUGUCUUUUCUGAACCCGUUCAAGCUGAUUCUUUGAACGACGCCACCCUUACACUUCGCGGAGGCGAAGACGUCAGCGGCACAUCUGUUGCGCUGGUGGCAACCGCCGCAAACUGGACAGCACCCACAGUUGUGGUUCUUCAACUGACCGUCACCACGGCCAACCAGAUCAGGGCCACAAACAGCAUUGCCACGCGUUUCAACAACACCUACUUGCACGUAGACAGUGGGUUUGCUCUCGAUUACAACAACAACUCGGGAGCUGCGGGUGUUUUGCAAGUCCGUUCUUUGUUCACUGACGGUAAUCCUCCUAGUUUGGUCCAAACUUUGUUUGACGUGGAACUGGGUGUGCUUGAGCUGUCCUUUGACGAGCCUCUCAAUCUGAGCAGCACUCAGCCGGGUGCAAUCACGCUCUUUUCAAACUCGUCAACCAUCAACUACACGUUGCCCGUCAAUGCAACUCUGGAGGGCACAAACGACCAAGUGCUCUCGUUUGCUCUAAGCAGUGCCGAGUUGAACAUCAUGAAGAAGGCAGCCGUCUGCGUGUCGGCCGCGACCUGCUAUUUGACGUACACGGAGAACUUGGUCAAGGACCCGGAAAGGACGAGCGUUCGCGCUUUGCAGCGCGAAGAGUAUCGUGGAUUUGACGUUUUUACCCGAGAUUCAUCGCGACCCUAUCUGCGGCCUCUGGGCUUUGUAUCUUUCGACCUGGCAACAGCCAAUAUGGUGCUACUGUUCAACGAGGUUGUGGAUAUGGCCUCUUUGAACGCUUCUUUCAUGACUCUGAGCUCAACGUACAAUCCAGCUGAUAGCGGUGCCACCCUGCUGACCUUGGAUGGCGCGACGGCAGCUAGUAGCGAUUCGGACUUCAGCUUGCAACUGCAGCUCACCCCCGCGCUGCUUGCAAACGUCAAAGCAAGCUCGGGCCUGUGCACGCUGCCCACAAAUUGCUACGUGCUGCUUGGGGCGGAAGCUCUCGCUGACAUGUCUGGCAACCCCGUGAUAGCCUCGAGUACCACCUUCCCUGGAUUUGCAGUACAGAACUUGCAGCGUGAUACGGUGCCACCGAUUUUGACUGGCGCCUCGCUCAAUAUGCAAGAUGGUGUGUUGACCCUUGCGUAUGACGAGCCUGUCGUGGCAACACCCCUCAAUGGCUCUAAAAUCGAGCUCUUUGCGAGCGGUCAGAUGACAUGGCGUGUGACUUUGUCAACCGAGGCGGUUGUCAGAACGCCCAGCUCAAGCGUGACUCUACGUCUAUCCAGCGUGGACGUCCGUGCUAUCAAGAGCACAUCGCUUGUGAGUAAGCCGAUUUUGCUGCUUGACGCUGCUGAAGGGCUGGUGGAGGACAUGGCCAACUUGCCCAACAAUGCCCUGGCCAGCGCAAAUGUGACUGUCGUGGUAGCACCCGUUGAUACACGCGCGCCACAGCUUGUUAGCUUUGAGCUGGACCUGGACGAAGAUCCUGGUCUCAUCACGUUUACGUUCAAUGAGCCCGUGAAUGCCUCCUCGCUGGACGCCACCACCAUGUUGCUUCAGCCCUCGGCUGAUAACACAAGCUCCAGUCACGCCGUGGCCGCGUGCACGCUUGAACCCGAGUACGAGCGGGACGCAGCUGUUGACUUUGUUUUUGGCCAGACCGUGUUUGCGUGUCGACUGUCGGCAGCGGACCAAACGGCCAUCAAGUCCAACCCGCAUCUGGCCACGAGUUUGUCCACGACUUAUCUGAGCCACGCUGGUGGUCUGGUCCUGGAUAUGAGUGGGAAUGCGGCGGGUGCACUGUCCAACGCGACGGCGCAGCGAGCGCGCUUGUAUGUGGGAGACAGCACACCGGCGCGUUUGACGUCGUUUACGCUUGAUCUGAGUCUGCGCGAGCUGCGCCUGACCUUUAACGACGUCGUGGACCCGGUGACGCUGGUGAGCUCAGAGCUCCAGCUCUGGGGCAAUGCAACAGGUGCCUUUGUGGCACAUUCUCUCACGCUCGAGUCAAUCCCGGUCACCACCAGCCCAAGCUAUCAUGUCGUGAUUUCGCUUUCAGCCGCGGACUUUUACGCAUUAACAGCUGCGGCUCCAUUCCACGGGCUCAACAUGGUCUAUCUGACCAUGACAGCUGCUGUGCUCGAUGAUGUCUUGGGGAAUGACGUUUCUGCUGUCACUCAGCGACGACCUUCUUUGCUUGUGAUUCCUGACAACUCGGCGCCCGCCGUCGUGGCCGUGGUUUUGAACCUGACUGCAGAGACUGUCAUCUUUACGUUUUCCGAGUCGAUUAACGCAAGCGCCCUUCAGCAAGGGCAGUUGAGCUUUGGCGACGUUGCAAACACGGAAAACGUGACGUUGACUGACGCCAGUGUUGUGGACUCCGACAGUCUGGAAACAGUCGUGUCGCUGUCCCUGGACGAGGAGUCCAGCCUGCGCAUUUUGAGCAACAAGCAGCUUUGCACUAGCCAAGCCAAUUGCCGGGUUCUCUUGACAUCCGCCUUUGCCUCGGAUUACAGCGGUAACGCUCUUGAUUUGACUGAUCUUGCCAGUGCGCCACUCGUUGUGGUGGCAGACGUGCGCUCACCUACCCCUGUAGGCUUCUCCGCCAACCUCGCUCUGGAGACACUUACGCUGACAUUCUCAGAGCCUAUGAAUUGGACUUCAAUUGACGUGACCAGUCUCUCUGUACAAACAUCACGUACCAUGCCCUCGGCCACGGUCACUUUGACCAGCGAUUGCAGUGUGGUUGCAACACAGCGCUAUGGCAGUGUAGGCGUUAUUCAACUCUCGGCAGUCGUGGCAGCGGAGGUCAAGCAGGACCUAGAGCUCUUGUCCUCCGCAAAUCUCACAUGGCUGCAAGUCGACGCCGCGGGCAUUCGAGAUUUAGCUGGCAACGAGAAUUCGGCGGCUGUGCUUGCCGUAGGCGUCUACACAGCAGACAGCACUGCACCUGUGUUGAUCGGGGUGGCUGUGGAUAUGGAUGCAGGAACCAUGACACUCGAAUAUAACGAGCCCGUCAAUACAAGCUCAGUUGUGGCAGACCUGGUGCAGGUUUCGCAAACUAACGGCAGCUAUUCCACGACACUCGAUGCUGCCACAAGUGUGGCAACAGCCGCGCGCUUGAGCCGUGUGAUCCAGCUCAACUGGACGCAAACUGACCUGAACUUUUUCAAAGCCUCUGGCAUUUUCCAAACACAAGCUGAAGGCUUUGUGCGGACACAAGCAGCCUUUGUCACAGAUCGUGCCGGUAAUGACAACGAGAUGCAAAUGCUUGCAGUCAGCAGCUAUGUUGCGGAUGCAACAGCACCUCGGCUAUUGGGUUUUGAUCUCAACAUCUCCACGGAGGUGCCGUUUGUUGAGUUGGAGUUUAGUGAAGCGGUCAAUGUCUCAACGCUCCGCCUAACGAGCAUGACCUUCCGUGCAGCACAGUCCAACGAUGAAGCCCGCGCUGUGAAUGUCACACUUGGGACCCUUCUUGGUGUGGUUGACGCGCAAGCACAUACCACCGUGCAAGCACAGCUCAGCGCACUGGAUCUGUUGGCCAUGAAGGACAAGGGUGUGGCAUUGACUCGAAACACAACCUUUUUAAGUACUCUGACUGGCUUUGUGUAUGACUAUGCGGGCAAUCCAAGUGCCGAGGUUGUCAGCAGCGCUGCGCUUCAAGUCUCCAACUACGUUGGGGAUCAAACUGGUCCAGAGCUGCUAUUUGCUGCUGUGGACUUGGAUGCUGGUACACUGGAUCUCACUUUUGAUGAACCCAUUGCCAAUGGCACUCUCAAUGCCAGUGGUGUGCUAUUGAGCAACGUCUCUCAGCCUCUCGUGAUUCCUUAA